GCCGGGCUGGACGUCUUGCUGUCAAACGUCGUUUUUUUCGCAACAUUAUCAGCUGUAUUCGUCCUGCCGCGUUGUACGCAAAAGAGAAACUAAUAAAUAUUUGUUGAACGGUAAUAACAAAUUACACGAAAAAUCGUUGGAUAGUAAGGUAGGAAAAUGACGAAAACACGCUUCAACACAUACGAUGUCGUGUGCUCCGUUACGGAGUUACAGAAAUUGAUUGGUAUGCGAGUGAACCAAAUUUAUGACAUCGACAACAAAACGUAUCUGAUCCGAUUGGCUCGGAAUGAGGAGAAGGUAGUGCUGCUGCUGGAAUCUGGAUUGCGCUUCCACACCACCAGCUUCGAGUGGCCAAAGAACAUGGCUCCGUCCGGCUUUACGAUGAAAAUGCGUAAGCAUUUGAAAAACAAACGUCUCGAAAGCCUGCAGCAAUUGGGUGUGGAUCGUAUUGUUGAUUUUCAGUUCGGAACCGGUGAAGCAGCGUAUCAUAUCAUACUGGAACUGUACGACAGAGGCAACAUACUGCUCACGGAUUGUGAUUUGCGCAUUCUGAACAUUCUCAGACCGCACGUAGAAGGUGAAGAACUGCGGUUCGCGGUGCGCGAAAAAUAUCCCAAGGAUCGUGCCAAACAGGACAACGGUCCGCCGUCGAUGGAACAGAUCAAAGAAGCGAUUGAAAAGGCCCACCCGGGCGACACGUUGCGUACGGCGCUGAACCCGAUACUGGAGUACGGUGCGUCGGUAAUUGACCACGUACUGCACAAGCAAGGACUGUUCGGGUGUCGUAUUGGGGGUGAGGUUCCGGCCGAUCCAGCACUUCCAAAGAAAGUGAAGAAGAAACAGAAAAACAUUGCGAAAGAGUUCUCGAAAGUAUUUAACAUGGACACAGACCUUGCUGCCUUGAUGAGUGCCAUCAAUGAUGCGGAAAACAUGCUUCGCGAGGCACAGAAACAACCUUCCCCUGGGUACAUCAUACAGAAGAAGGAAGUGAAACCCACAAAGGAAGGCGAAAAGGAAGAGUAUUACUUCACGAAUUUGGAGUAUCAACCGUACUUGUACAACCAAUACCAGGGAGAACCGGUCAAGGCGUUCGACUCGUUCGCGAUAGCGGUAGAUGAGUUUUACUCCUCGCUUGAAAGUCAAAAGAUUGAUCUUAAAGCAUUUGCUCAGGAGCGUGAAGCGCUAAAGAAGCUGUCCAACGUAAAGACCGAUCAUGCUAAACGUAUCGAAGAACUAACGAAGGUGCAGCUAGAAGAUCGCAAAAAGGCAGAAUUGAUCACACGCAACCAAGAUUUGGUUAACAAAGCUUUGCUAGCAGUGCAGAGCGCACUGGCAGCUCAAAUGUCCUGGACCGACAUACAGGAUUUGGUGAAGGCUGCCCAAGCAAACAAAGAUCCUGUGGCAUCCUGUAUUCGGCAGCUAAAGCUUGAAAUUAAUCACAUCUCGUUGUAUCUUACCGAUCCGUACGCGUCUUUGGAUGAGGAAAACAGUGAAGAUGACGACGAAAGCGAACGUGAAGACGAUGAGGCCAGGUUGGAACCGAUGGUCGUUGACGUCGAUCUGGCAUUGUCGGCUUUCGCCAAUGCGAGACGUUAUUACGAUCAGCGUCGCUUUGCGGCUCGCAAAGAACAGAAAACGAUCGAGUCCAGUUCGAAAGCGUUGAAAAACGCGGAACGAAAAACGAUACAGACCCUUAAAGACGUCCGCACGCAGACCACAAUCUCGAAAGUGCGCAAGGUGUAUUGGUUCGAGAAGUUCUAUUGGUUUGUUAGCUCGGAGAACUAUUUGGUUAUUGGUGGGCGGGAUCAGCAGCAAAACGAGCUAAUUGUGAAGCGUUACAUGAGACCGACGGACAUUUAUGUGCAUGCCGAAAUUCAAGGCGCUUCGAGCGUGAUAAUCAAAAAUCCUGCCGGCGGUGAGAUUCCACCGAAAACGUUGCUCGAGGCCGGCACUAUGGCCAUCUCGUACAGCGUUGCUUGGGAUGCAAAGGUAGUGACGAGCGCCUACUGGGUGCGCAGUGAGCAGGUUAGCAAGACGGCCCCAACGGGAGAAUAUCUCACGACCGGUAGUUUCAUGAUCCGAGGGCGAAAAAAUUUCCUACCACCUUGCCACUUGGUAUUGGGAUUGUCAUUUCUUUUCAAGCUGGAAGAUAGCUCGGUCGAGCGUCAUCGUGGUGAGCGCCGGGUGCGGACGUUCGAUGAAGAAUCGGUCGUCAGUAAGGAUGAUGUGCGGUCGGAAAUUUCCGAGCUUCCCGAGCAGGAGAUUCAGCUAGACGAUGCCGAAUCGGACAAGGAUGACGAGCAGGAUGCAGAAUCUGCAAAGGCUCAUCAAGAGUUCGAACGAGCUACAGAAACCGAAGCUACAGAAACACUACCUGGUAAGGUUGCAGCGUUGUCCAUAGUAAAAGAAUCCGAAGAAGAAACCAACUCAAAAGACGCAUCGGAAGUCCAGCAAAAGGAACAUGAUGAAGAUCAAGAUUUGCCCCAGUUCCCGGACACGCACAUCAAAGUGGAACACGAUACGGGCAAAGUGUCGGUGCGACCGGAUCCCAUUUUGCACCGGUUGACGUCAGAACCGGAUUCCGAAUCGGUGAUUUUCCUCGGCGAUGAUAAACCUUACAUAAUUCAACCAUCCGCACCACGCAAGAAACAAAUCUCCAAGAGCAAGCAGAAGGCAAAGGAUCUAAAGGAAAAGGAACAGAAAGCAAAGGAAGCACAAAGUGCACCAGUGAAGGAGGACCAACAAAAGCAAGGCCAACUGAAGCGUGGUCAGAAGGCAAAGAUGCGCAAAAUCAAGGAGAAAUACAAGGACCAAGAUGACGACGAUCGGAAACUAAUAAUGGAGAUUCUGAAAUCGGCCGGCAAUCGGAAGCAGGACGAGGAAACGAAGGAGGAAUCGAAUCCACGCAAGGAUGGAGAGGGUGGUGAUAAAGAUCGGAAGCGCACGCCCCGUUUGAAGCCGGGAGAGUUUGAAGAGCUGGGUGAUGAUACGCCCGCCGCUGCCGAUUUGGACAUGCUGGAUGCGCUUACCGGCCAACCGGUAGAAGAGGACGAGCUGCUGUUUGCCGUGCCUGUGGUGGCUCCCUAUCAAUCGCUGCACAACUAUAAGUACAAGGUGAAGCUUACACCCGGUACAGGAAAGCGCGGAAAGGCCAGCAAGAUGGCUCUGCAAAUUUUUCUCAAAGAUAAGCAAUGUACGGCACGGGAAAAGGAUCUGCUGAAGGCGAUAAAGGAUGAGGUGCUGGCUCGAAACAUUCCCGGCAAGGUGAAACUGUCCGCACCCCAGAUGCAGAAGGUUCGAAAGUAAACGCUUUGUUGCUAUUGUACACGUUGUUGGCAUUAUUUCCUCUGUUAAACAUUACGCUUUAAUAAAUACAAAAUAAGAUUCUUUCUUGAAAAAAAAAAAUCUGGGCAUUUGGAUUAGUUUUUGUAAAAGGGUUGUUUGAAAUUAAUAAUUAUUCUACAAAACUGCAUUUAGUCUUCAACAGGACAUUUCAAACUCUGUUAUACACAAGAACACGCGAG
This is a messenger RNA of Anopheles funestus (African malaria mosquito), 3524 nucleotides long. RefSeq names its product ribosome quality control complex subunit NEMF homolog (gene Clbn). The record is from RefSeq and is a predicted model, not a curated record. The transcript has 2 exons. Gene Ontology annotation, molecular function: tRNA binding; ribosomal large subunit binding. Gene Ontology annotation, biological process: rescue of stalled cytosolic ribosome; ribosome-associated ubiquitin-dependent protein catabolic process. Lineage: Eukaryota; Metazoa; Arthropoda; Insecta; Diptera; Culicidae. Gene Ontology annotation, cellular component: RQC complex. Bases 157 to 3306 code for a protein of 1049 amino acids.